AUGUUGCUGAAUCUUGUUUCGCAGUUGAUACUGCUACAUCUUGUAGAAUACCAGACUCAUAUUCUGAAAUGCUCAAUUGGAGUUCCAUUGCCUAUUUUUCACAAAUUUUGCCAGCCUGGUGACCUCAACAUUGGUGGUAUUAUUUCUCAGAGUUAUAUACUUUUUGAACUGAGUAGCUUCAAUGAGCACCCGCAUAACACAUUGAUCCGUGAGACGCUCAUUUUGACUAAGAACUACCAACAUACUUUGGCCUUGGCAUUUGCUGUGAUGGAGAUCAAUAAAAACCAGGACAUCUUGCCCAACAUCACCCUUGGCUUCUGCAUUUAUGACAGUUACUUCACUGAACGGUGGACCUGCCGUGCUACAAUGCAACUUCUUUCUACACAGGACAGGUUCAUUCCAAAUUAUAAGUGUGACAGUUAUGACCAUCUGAAAGCAGUGGUUGGGGGACUUUACUCUGAAAUCUCCCUGGUGAUGGCAGACCUUUUAGGCAUCUAUAAAGUUCCCCAGGUAGGCAUCCUGGUUGCGGCUGAUAACAAUGGGGAAAGGUUCUUGAAGGUUGUGAUUCCAGAGUUAUCACAGCAUGGCAUCUGUGUUGCUCUAAUAGAAAGAAUUAAGCUAGUAUACAUUUUUGAUGUUUUUGACAUGAUUGUAUGGGGUGUAAAACUUUAUGAAAAUGUUAUGGAGAGCAAAGCCAAUGUCUUCAUCUUCUAUGGAGAAACACAGUCUAUGAUAAAUUGGAGAUGGUUACUACAUCUGCCAGAAAUGGAAUUCACAAGUAGAACUGCUAAAGGUAAAGUAUGGAUUUUGACAGAUCAGAUGGAACUUGGAGCACUGAUCUACCAAAGGAAUUGGAAUAUACAACCCAUCCAUGGUACUUUGUCGUUUUCAGCUCACUCCAGAGAGAUAAAAGAAUUUCAGAACUUUAUUCGAGCCAGAACUUUUUCAUGGACGGUCAAUGAUGGUUUUAUUAUUGACUUCUGGGAGCAGGCAUUUGCCUGUGUCUACCCAAAUUCACAGGUUGACCAGAAAGAAAAGGAAAUUUGCACUGGAGAGGAAAACUUGGAAAGUCUGCCUGCAAUUGUCUUUGAGCUGAGUAUGACCGGCUACAGCUACAGUAUCUACAAUGCUGUUUAUGCUGUGGCACAUGCCUUAGAUCUCAUGCUCCCAUCCCCAUUAAAACAUAAGACAGUGGUGCAUGGAAGAAUGCUGAAGCUUUUAGAUCAACACCCUUGGCAGCUUCAUCACUAUUUGAGAAGAAUGUCAUUUAACAACAGUUCUGGAGCCAGACUUUCUUUUAACAAGAAUGGAGAAUUAGAAACUGGUUUUGAUAUUAUCAACUGGGUGACCUUUCCAAACCAGACUUUUCAAAGAGUGAAAGUUGGAAGACUGGAUUGUGGGGCCUCUCCAGGUCAAGCAUUCCUUAUUAAACAAAAUGUUAUUAAGUGGCACAGCUGGUUUAAUGAGGCAUUACCUCUUUCUCUCUGCAAUGACAACUGCUUUCCUGGUAACAGAAGGAAAGAGAAAGAAGGGAAGCCCUUUUGUUGUUAUGAUUGUAUCCCAUGUCCUGAAGGGAAGAUUUCAGGCUCUGCUGACAUGGAUGACUGCAUUCAAUGCCCUAAAGGGCGAUAUCCAAAUAAGAACCAAGAUUCAUGCAUUCCAAAGACUGUAACCUUCCUGACUUAUGAAGAAGCAUUGGGAGCUGUUUUAGCCAGUUUGGCACUUUUAUUUUCUUUGAUCACAGGUCUAAUACUGGGAAUAUUUAUAAAGCACCACAAGACUGCAAUUGUAAAAGCCAACAAUCAAAGGCUCACUUACAUCCUCCUCCUCUUCCUCCUGCUCUGCUCCCUUUGUGCCUUGCAGUUUAUCGGUCAGCCUCAGAAGGUGACGUGUCUCCUACGGCAAACUGCUUUUGGCACCAUCUUCUCAGUGGCUGUUUCUUGUGUGCUGGCCAAAACCAUCACUGUGGUCCUAGCAUUCAUGGCCACCAAACCAGGAUCCAAGAUGAGGAAAUGGAUAGGGAAAAGACUGGCCUGUUCUAUUGUUUUUCUCUGCUCCCUGAUUCAGGUGGGAAUUUGCACUGUGUGGCUGACAAGCUUCCCACCAUUUCCAGAUGCUGACUUGCAUUCAUUGAUUGAAGAAAUUGUACUGGAAUGUAAUGAGGGGUCAACUGCCAUGUUUUAUUGUGUCUUGGGCUACAUGGGAUUUUUAGCUACUGUUUGCUUCACUCUGGCUUUCCUAUCCAGAAAACUACCAGAUAGUUUUAAUGAAGCCAAAUUUAUUACAUUCAGCAUGUUAGUUUUUUGCAGUGUUUGGUUAUCUUUUAUUCCCAGUUAUCUGAGCAGCAAGGGAAAAUAUAUGGUAGCUGUAGAGGUCUUCUCCAUUUUGGCCUCCAGUGCUGGCUUACUAAGUUGCAUCUUUUUCCCCAAAUGUUACAUAAUUCUCAUGAGGCCUGAGCUAAAUAGCAGAGAGCAACUAACAAAGAGAAAAAAAUGA
This is a messenger RNA of Candoia aspera, 2496 nucleotides long. Its product is annotated as vomeronasal type-2 receptor 26-like. Gene Ontology annotation, biological process: G protein-coupled receptor signaling pathway. The record is from RefSeq and is a predicted model, not a curated record. Lineage: Eukaryota; Metazoa; Chordata; Lepidosauria; Squamata; Candoiidae. Bases 1 to 2496 code for a protein of 831 amino acids. The transcript is spliced from 6 exons. Gene Ontology annotation, cellular component: plasma membrane. Gene Ontology annotation, molecular function: G protein-coupled receptor activity.